AAAGCAUUGCGGCGGUGGCUCUCGUUCUGCCAGUCAAGAUGGAGUUGUAUCUGGACCUUCGCUCGCAGCCCUGCCGCUCCCUGUUCAUGUUCGCCAAGGUCAACGCCAUUCCCUUUGAAUUCAAGCUGGUGGACCUGGCUAAAGGGGAGCAGUAUGGCGAAGAGUUCGGAAAGAUCAGCCCGAUAAGGAAAGUUCCGGUCAUGAAGGACGGCGACUUUGUCCUCACGGAAAGUGUGGCCAUCCUUCAGUACCUAGCUGAGAAGCAUGCGUCCUUCCUUCCUGACCACUGGUACCCGGCCGACCUGCGACAGCGGGCGCGGGUCAAUGAGUACCUGUCCUGGCAGCAGAUGAACCUGCGAGCCCAUGGGUCAAAGGUCUUCCUGCUGAAGUGUGUGUGCCUCUGCCAGAACAUGUACCCGCUAGUGAUGGGCCACGAGGUCCCCGAAGACAAAAUGUCGUCGGCCGUGGAGGAGCUGACCCAGGCUGUGGACGUCUUGGAGAAGUAUUUCCUGGGUGAAAGCUUGUUCCUGUGUGGCGCCUCCAUCUCGUUGGCUGACCUGGUGGCCAUGGCUGAGAUCAUGCAGCCGGUGAGCAGCGGCGUGGACGUCUUCUCGGAGCGUCCCAAGCUGUCGGCGUGGCGCGAGCGCGUGAAGAAGGAGGUGGGCGUCGCGCUCUUCGACGAGGUUAACGCCGCCAUCAUGACGAGUGGCGGCGUGGCGCAGACGCUGCGCGAAGGAGGACUGCCCCAAAUCUUCAAGGACAAAUUCAAGAAAACUUUCUUGUGAAUGCCAAUAAAAACAUCAGAACAAACGCUAUUUUUCUAAAGACUCAUUACGAUCAUACGACCACAUAAUGGCGCUCUUUCAGAUGCUGUCUGUCUUGAUACAAAACUUUAACACCGAAGGCCCGGUACACACACAAAGACAAUCGGACUAUUUUUGUGCAAAUUUCGCGCCUGGCCGUGGAUGUCGAACGCUGGACUAUUUUAUAUCUUAUAAGAUUAUCCUUUGGUUUGAGGUGUGUUUUGAGUGGCUUUGUAAUGAUAAUAGGGUCCAAAAGGGGUCGGUGCUGACUAUAUUAAAUAUUAAACGUGUUCAGUUUUUACGACCAAAAAUCUUCGUGUGGCAAAAGACUAUUUGCCGAGUCAUGAUGCCGAGAACCGUGAUGUGGAACGCAAUCAAGAAGCACUCUGACUCAAGAUCAGGAAGCCAACAUGUCUUGUCCGAUGUUGUUGUUUGCUGGUAUAAAAGUUAUUAUUUUCUACAAAAGAUUUUUUUUCUAAAUAAUGUUAACGUUUUUGCAAUGUAUUUGAAUGUUUUUUAAUU
Messenger RNA from Phycodurus eques (leafy seadragon), 1325 nucleotides. It is a transcript of the gene gstt1a, whose product is annotated as glutathione S-transferase theta 1a. Gene Ontology annotation, biological process: glutathione metabolic process. NCBI's taxonomy places the organism in Eukaryota, Metazoa, Chordata, Actinopteri, Syngnathiformes, Syngnathidae. The transcript is spliced from 5 exons. Gene Ontology annotation, molecular function: glutathione transferase activity. The record is from RefSeq and is a predicted model, not a curated record. The coding region runs from base 39 to 785 and encodes 248 amino acids. Gene Ontology annotation, cellular component: cytoplasm.